GCUUGUUUGUAAUCACGUCUAACUUAGCCUCUUGUACAGUUCCCAGAUAUUUUUCCUUGUACUUGCCAAGUACAAAAACAAAAUGCAGAGAACAUCUUCAAACAAGGCUUUAAAACACAGCCUUAAGAUAACAGCAAUACAAGGCUCAUUUUUAGACCAAACUGGUUAAAAAAAAAAUUACAAUCACUACUCACUGAAUGUUCUAAAUGUAUCUGAAAAACUCACCAGGGGCUCUGAAUAGUCAUAGACGUCCUGGUGCCAUCAUUUGUGAUAGAUAUUCUUGACAGCAGUGUUAUUCCCCCUUAAUGGGCUGAUGUGGGUGAACUAGGGUCUUGAGACUCUGAGAAGUGAGUGUUCUUGGAUUAUGGGCCUCGAUACAUCUGGAAAGCCCCUCUUAGGUCCUUUGCAGAGCUUUUAUCAUUAUAUCGAAAGAACUUUCAAGGCCUCCAGGUUAGCACACAGGCUUUUCAUCUCCUAGGGAGGUUUCACUUACAUUCCCCUUUGUUGACGACUAAGGAAAAGGCAAACAUCUAAUUUAAGUCCUAAUUUGCUGAUUUUUUUUUUUUACUCCCUAAUUGGUAUUUAACUCUCAUACCUGUCUUAAUCUGUAAACUAUGCAUAAUCAUUUUGAUUCAUUUUUGUGGGGAGUAGAAAUCUGGACUAAAUUAUUAUAUUUCCAUGAAAUGUCACUAAUAGUUUCAAAUCCAUGAACUUAGACAGGGAGCGAGGAAAUGUGAAAUGCAGCCUGUGGUUUUCUCAUUAAAUGGCAUUGUGUGUUGCAAACAUUGUUUAGAGCUUCAUUUUGUUUAAUAUGGGUGUGUGAUUUCUGGACACAGAGGGUUGUUUAAAAAGGUAGGAAAUGUGCCCUGUGAGUCCCUUUGCUUAAGAUGACAGGAUUAAUAUUAAUGGAGCGCUACACACAGGUGUAGAGCUGUAGGGUUUUAGAGCUCUGUAUUCCACUCCUGAAAACGAGUCAAUUCUAAAACCUCUGCUUAAUCAGACCCACCACGGACAACUCAGAUGAUGAUUUCACAGCUGGUACCACAGCACAGAUUUUCCUACAGCAUCUCUCACCCUCUCCCCUUCCCUCUUAAUCCCUUUUUACCUUUUCCUCCUGGAAGGACCUGGCCUUAUUCAAAAUGGAGAGAGAAUGUUCCAUUUCAGAAAGAAAUGAAAAUGCGUCUGUUGCCAUUGCAACAGAUAAGCAACCAGACAACUCUUUUCAACCAGGAGGGAUUUUAGGCCUUCUUCCCUUUAAUAAGGAGCAAGGUCACUGUUUCAGUGUUUUUAAAUUUGGGACACCCCCAUUGGCUCUCUCUCAUCUGAUCAAGGAAAUUUCUGAACAGGAGGACAGCUCAGUCUGGUAAAACAACUAACACAAAACUGUUGAGAGACUGUUGGGUUUCCUUCUAAUGAGCAGAAGGCAGAUAGAUGAACCAAGGCCGAGGUGUCGGGGAAUAUUCGCCACACAGGUGAUCAUCCUCUCUGCGUUUACUGCUGUAUCAUCGUGCUGGCCUCGGGAGUGUGAGGGUAAAAUGAACACCCCACUUCUGCCUCUCUUCCCUUCCAACGACUCUCCUCUGCUGUGUCCCCAUAGGACAGGCUGUCACAGACGCUUAAUUGCGGUUAGAGCAGCAAGUAUCAAACUGGAGAUUUUAACUAUCCUGAUUCCUAGGCCCCAGCCAGGCCAAUUAAAUUAGACUCUGAAGAAUAUCAGCAUUAAAAAAAAAAAAAUUAAGGAACUCGAACGUGCAGCCAAGUUUGAGAACCAGUGGGCUAAUCCGCGCAAGCCCGAGAAGGAAUUAGCGUGGCAUCUGACAAAGAGGUGAAGCUCUACCCCGCCCCCUCCCAAGGAUACUUAGGAGACCGUUGUUGCUGCAAAGAGGAGAAAGGGAAGAAAGAGAAAAGGAAGGAAGACAAAGUUGCAUGCUUCCUGUCUUUCUCCAAGUCAACUGGAGUCUCCCACUGUGGGAACAGAGGCUUGCACCUGCUUCUGGGGUGUGGUUGGUCCGCAGGUCUGGGGGACUGGACUGGGCGGGGUGGGGUGACUGGCGGUAACCACCUAGCGGCGCAUCAAUAGCCCCAGGCGUGGGCCGUGUGCCCCCAGAGAAGGCGGCGCCUGGGGGUGGUGGAGAGCAAUUUGGGGGCGCAAAAGGAAGCUGGUUCGGGCGCAGGUGGCGCUCGCAGCCCCAACCGACAGUUCAGCCAAUCGCGGACGCAAGCGCAGCCUGGUGGCGGCGGCGGUAACGGGGCGCAGGGUUCUGGCAGGAGCCAGCGGAGGCAAAGGCGGCGCCAACCGAGAGCUGCGCACCGGCUGGAGUGAGACCCGGUGGCGCGAGGCGGGAGCGAGAGCUCGGCGCCCGGGUGUUGCCCGGCAGAGCGAGGCGAACUUAGCAUGGGGAAGAAGUGGAGGGAUGCGGCGGAGGUGGAGCGGGGCUGCUCUGACCGCGACGACAACGCGGAGAGCCGCAGGCGCAGCCGGAGCGCCAGCCGGGGCAGGUUUGCCGAGUCGUGGAAAAGGUUAAGUUCCAAGCAGGGAUCCACCAAGCGCUCGGGACUCCCAUCGCAGCAGACGCCGGCUCAGAAAUCCUGGAUAGAAAGAGCAUUUUAUAAAAGAGAAUGUGUUCACAUCAUACCCAGCACCAAAGACCCCCAUAGGUGUUGCUGUGGGCGUCUGAUCGGCCAGCAUGUGGGCCUCACUCCCAGUAUCUCCGUUCUUCAGAAUGAGAAAAAUGAGAGUCGCCUCUCCCGAAAUGACAUCCAGUCCGAGAAGUGGUCCAUCAGCAAGCACACACAGCUCAGCCCGACGGAUGCUUUCGGGACCAUCGAGUUCCAAGGAGGUGGCCAUUCCAACAAAGCCAUGUAUGUGCGAGUGUCCUUCGACACAAAACCUGAUCUCCUUCUGCACCUGAUGACCAAGGAAUGGCAGCUGGAGCUUCCCAAGCUUCUCAUCUCCGUGCACGGGGGCCUGCAGAACUUCGAACUGCAGCCAAAACUCAAGCAAGUCUUCGGGAAGGGGCUCAUCAAAGCGGCCAUGACCACCGGAGCGUGGAUCUUCACCGGAGGGGUUAACACAGGUGUUAUUCGCCAUGUUGGAGACGCCUUAAAGGACCAUGCAUCCAAGUCUCGAGGGAAGAUAUGUACCAUAGGCAUCGCCCCCUGGGGAAUUGUGGAAAACCAGGAGGACCUGAUUGGAAGAGAUGUUGUCCGGCCAUAUCAGACCAUGUCCAACCCCAUGAGCAAGCUCACUGUUCUCAACAGCAUGCAUUCCCACUUCAUCCUGGCCGACAACGGGACCACCGGGAAAUACGGAGCUGAGGUCAAGCUGCGGCGACAACUGGAAAAGCACAUUUCUCUCCAGAAGAUAAACACAAGAUGCCUGCCGUUUUUCUCUCUUGACUCCCGCUUGUUUUAUUCAUUUUGGGGUAGUUGCCAAUUAGACCCAAUUGGAAUCGGUCAAGGCGUUCCGGUGGUGGCGCUCAUUGUGGAAGGAGGACCCAAUGUGAUCUCGAUCGUCUUGGAGUACCUUCGAGACACCCCUCCCGUGCCUGUUGUUGUCUGUGAUGGGAGUGGACGGGCAUCUGACAUCCUGGCAUUUGGGCAUAAAUAUUCAGAAGAAGGCGGACUUAUCAAUGAAUCUCUGAGGGACCAGCUGCUGGUGACCAUCCAGAAGACUUUCACGUACACUCGGACCCAAGCCCAGCAUCUGUUCAUCAUCCUCAUGGAGUGCAUGAAGAAGAAGGAAUUGAUUACGGUAUUCCGGAUGGGAUCAGAAGGACACCAGGACAUUGACUUAGCUAUCCUGACAGCUUUGCUCAAAGGAGCAAAUGCCUCGGCCCCCGACCAGCUGAGCUUAGCUCUAGCCUGGAACAGAGUGGACAUCGCUCGCAGCCAGAUCUUUAUUUAUGGGCAGCAGUGGCCGGUGGGGUCUUUGGAGCAAGCCAUGUUGGAUGCCCUAGUUCUGGACAGAGUGGAUUUUGUGAAAUUACUCAUAGAGAAUGGAGUAAGCAUGCACCGUUUUCUCACCAUCUCCAGACUAGAGGAAUUGUACAAUACGAGACAUGGGCCCUCAAACACAUUGUACCACUUGGUCAGGGAUGUCAAAAAGCGAGAAUAUCCAGGUUUCGGUUGGAUCUAUUUUAAGGGGAACCUGCCUCCGGAUUACAGAAUCAGCCUGAUCGACAUCGGCCUGGUGAUCGAGUACCUGAUGGGCGGGGCUUACCGCUGCAACUACACGCGCAAGCGCUUCCGGACGCUCUACCACAAUCUCUUCGGCCCCAAGAGGCCCAAAGCCUUGAAACUACUGGGAAUGGAGGAUGAUGUCCCCCUGAGGCGAGGAAGAAAGACCACCAAGAAGAGAGAAGAAGAGGUGGACAUUGACUUGGACGACCCUGAGAUCAACCACUUCCCUUUCCCUUUCCACGAGCUGAUGGUGUGGGCCGUCCUGAUGAAGAGACAGAAGAUGGCCCUGUUCUUCUGGCAGCAUGGCGAGGAGGCCAUGGCCAAGGCCCUGGUGGCCUGUAAACUUUGCAAAGCCAUGGCUCAUGAGGCUUCAGAGAAUGACAUGGUUGACGACAUCUCCCAGGAGCUGAACCACAACUCCAGGGACUUCGGCCAGCUGGCUGUGGAGCUCCUCGACCAGUCGUACAAGCAGGAUGAACAGCUGGCCAUGAAGCUGCUGACGUACGAGCUGAAGAACUGGAGCAAUGCCACCUGCCUGCAGCUCGCCGUGGCGGCCAAGCACCGCGACUUCAUCGCGCACACGUGCAGCCAGAUGCUGCUCACGGACAUGUGGAUGGGCCGGCUGCGCAUGCGCAAGAACUCGGGCCUCAAGGUAAUUCUGGGAAUUCUACUUCCUCCUUCAAUUCUCAGCUUGGAGUUCAAGAACAAAGACGACAUGCCCUACAUGUCUCAGGCCCAGGAAAUUCACCUUCAAGAGAAGGAGCCAGAAGAGCCAGAGAAGCCCACAAAGGAAAAAGAUGAAGAGGACAUGGAAUUGACAGCAAUGUUGGGACGCAACAACGGGGAGUCUUCCAGAAAGAAGGAUGAAGAGGAAGUUCAGAGCAGACACAGGUUGAUCCCCCUGGGCAGAAAAAUCUAUGAAUUCUACAACGCACCCAUCGUGAAGUUCUGGUUCUACACCCUGGCGUACAUCGGGUAUCUGAUGCUCUUCAACUACAUCGUGUUGGUGAAGAUGGAGCGCUGGCCUUCCACGCAGGAGUGGAUCGUCAUUUCCUACAUAUUCACCCUGGGAAUAGAAAAGAUGAGAGAGAUUCUAAUGUCGGAACCAGGGAAGUUGCUGCAGAAAGUGAAGGUGUGGCUGCAGGAAUACUGGAACGUCACAGACCUGAUAGCCAUCCUUUUGUUCUCUGUCGGAAUGAUCCUUCGUCUCCAAGACCAGCCCUUCAGGAGUGAUGGGAGGGUCAUCUACUGUGUGAACAUCAUUUAUUGGUACAUCCGUCUACUAGACAUCUUCGGCGUGAACAAGUAUUUGGGCCCCUAUGUAAUGAUGAUUGGAAAAAUGAUGAUAGACAUGAUGUACUUUGUCAUCAUUAUGCUGGUGGUACUGAUGAGUUUUGGGGUCGCCAGGCAAGCCAUUCUCUUUCCCAAUGAGGAGCCAUCAUGGAAACUGGCCAAGAACAUCUUCUACAUGCCCUACUGGAUGAUUUAUGGGGAAGUGUUUGCGGACCAGAUAGACCGUAAGCAAGUUUAUGAUUCUCAUACACCAAAGUCAGCUCCCUGUGGACAGAAUGAGACCCGAGAGGAUGGCAAAAUAAUUCAGUUGCCUCCCUGCAAGACGGGAGCCUGGAUUGUGCCGGCCAUCAUGGCCUGCUACCUUUUAGUGGCAAACAUCCUGCUGGUCAACCUGCUCAUCGCUGUCUUCAACAAUACAUUCUUUGAGGUAAAAUCCAUAUCCAACCAAGUGUGGAAGUUUCAGAGGUAUCAGCUUAUCAUGACUUUCCACGAAAGGCCAGUUCUGCCCCCACCUCUGAUCAUCUUUAGCCACAUGACCAUGAUCUUCCAGCAUCUGUGCUGCCGAUGGCGAAAACACGAGAGCGACCCAGACGAGAGGGACUACGGCUUGAAAUUGUUCAUAACUGAUGAUGAGCUCAAGAAAGUACACGAUUUCGAAGAGCAGUGUAUAGAGGAAUAUUUCAGAGAGAAGGAUGAUCGAUUCAACUCAUCCAAUGACGAGAGGAUACGGGUGACUUCGGAAAGGGUGGAGAACAUGUCCAUGCGGCUGGAGGAAGUCAAUGAGAGGGAGCACUGCAUGAAGGCCUCGCUCCAGACCGUGGACAUCCGACUGGCGCAGCUCGAGGACCUCAUUGGGCGCAUGGCCACGGCCCUAGAGCGCCUGACAGGUCUGGAGCGGGCCGAGUCCAACAAAAUCCGCUCCCGGACCUCGUCUGACUGCACAGACGCCGCCUACAUCGUUCGCCAGAGCAGCUUCAACAGCCAGGAGGGGAACACCUUCAAGCUCCAAGAGAGUAUAGACCCUGCAGGUGAGGAGACCAUGUCCCCAACUUCUCCAACCCUAAUGCCCCGUAUGAGAAGCCAUUCUUUCUAUUCAGUCAAUAUGAAAGACAAAGGUGGUAUAGAAAAGUUGGAGAGUCUUUUUAAAGAAAGGUCCCUGAGCCUACACCGGGCUACUAGCUCCCACUCUGUAGCGAAAGAGUCCAAAGCUCCUGCAGCCCCCGCAAACACCUUGGCCAUUGUUCCUGACUCUAGAAGACCGUCUUCGUGUAUCGACAUCUAUGUCUCUGCCAUGGAUGAACUCCACUGUGAUAUGGACCCUCUGGACAAUUCCAUGAAUAUCCUUGGCCUGGGAGAGCCCAGUUUUUCAGCUCUAGCACCUUCCACAGCUCCUUCAAGUAGUGCCUAUGCAACUCUUGCACCCACAGACAGACCUCCAAGCCGGAGCAUCGAUUUUGAGGACAUCACCUCCAUGGACACGAGAUCUUUUUCUUCAGACUAUACGCACCUCCCAGAAUGCCAAAACCCCUGGGACACUGACCCUCCAAUGUACCAGAGCAUCGAGCGCUCCAAAAGUAGCCGCUACCUAGCCACCACUCCCUUUCUUCUAGAAGAGGCCCCCAUUGUGAAAUCUCAUAGCUUUAUGUUUUCUCCGUCGAGGAGCUAUUACGCCAACUUUGGAGUGCCCGUGAAAACAGCAGAGUACACAAGUAUUACAGACUGUAUUGACACAAGGUGUGUCAAUGCCCCUCAAGCGAUUGCUGACAGGGCCACCUUCCCUGGUGCCCUGGGAGGCAAAGUAGAGGAUCCAUUGUGCUGCCAUCCUGAGCGAGAAGCAGAACUGAGUCACCCCAGCUCUGACAGCGAGGAGAACGAGGCCAAAGGCCGCAGAGCCACCAUCACAGUACCCUCCCAGGAGGGUGAUAACUCAGACAGAACCCUGUCCAACAACAUCACGGUUCCCAAGAUAGAGCGUGCCAACAGCUACUCGGCAGAGGAGCCAAGUGCAUCAUAUGCACACACCAGGAAGAGCUUCUCCAUCAGUGACAAGCUCGACAGGCAGCGGAACACAGCAAGCCUGCGAAACCCCUUCCAGAGGAGUAAGUCCUCCAAGCCAGAGGGACGAGGGGACAGCCUGUCCAUGAGGAGACUGUCGAGAACAUCCGCCUUCCACAGCUUUGAAAGCAAGCACAACUAAACCUUCUUAGUCAGCACUGCAGGAGGCUCAAGAAUCCAGCCCUGAAAUUCUCCCUGAACUCCACCUGUUCCCCUUCCUUGAAGCUUACCUGCUUUAUUCUUAGCUGAGCAAAACAAGCAAUGCCUUGGGAGGUGUUAACUCGAAGAUGACCUCUGGGCCGCAGAUCAGGAAAGCACUUGGUCUAGCCCAGUGCCAAACACAGGGGCUUUAAGUCAUGUUCACACUCGAUGGGUAGGGUGGGAAAAGAGGGAGAAGAAGGGGUGCGGUGAGCGUGUAGGUCUAGCGACUUCAGAAAGCCAUGAGCUCUGGGAAUGAAGGGGCUUCACGCACUCUCCAUGCCAGGAGGCAUCUUUCCAUUUCUGACCAUUACCAAGAGUUUUAGGAUACAGGGCUAAAUUGCAAAAUAAGAUAAAAUAAAGUAGCCAGCAUACAAAUGAGAUAUUCUAAACUUCAAUUCUGUUUUCUUUUCACAUUGGCUCCAUCACUGGUGACUGAUGAAGAGCAUCCUUUUUAUUCAGUAUAAGCCGGCAGCAAGCAGUUCUACCUAACGUCCCACAUCCUUCUCAUGCCAACACUUCUGUAAUUGAUCAUUAUAAAGAAAAAACAAGGUAACAGUCAUAGUUCACCUGUCUCUUCUAUAUUCACUUCUGGUGCCACAACUGUUUAUCUUUCUUGAAGAAAAUAAAGGGAACAGAAAUGCCUUUUUGUGUUGCAAGCAAAAUGAAAGAAGAAUUGAGGCUAAAAACAAGGGUCAAGUAGUUUAUUACAGAUAGUGGGCAUUCGAGUAUAGUCGAGCAAGCUCAGGAUGAAUGUAAUUAAAUAAUUUUAUAUUUUUAAUUUAUUUUGUACCUCACUUGUCAUCAAUGAAGUCACUCACUGAAUCUGUGAUAGUGAACUGAAAGAAAGAAAUAUAUAUAGUGGGCAGAACUCACCUAAAAUUGCCAUGUGGUAUACUGUUACAUUCUCACCCUUCGUGUCCCGUGUCAUGCUGCUGUGUGAUUGUCAUCAUUUGCAUGGCUCCCCCAUGUCUUCUGAACAUUUCCAAGAUGUACCUAGAAAUUCUUCACACCACUCAUCACAUGACCAUUUUGUAUAUGAAGAUCUGAUCACACGUGGAUAUUUUCAUACCUAGAGUUUUGCCGUUUAAUCUGAGCUCAGCAUAAAUUUAAUUGGAGUUUUUCAAGGGCUGGUAUCUUUUAUAUGGAAAUGUUCCAAAGUACUUUUUAAGGAAGUUUCAAAUCAUAAAUAAUCUUAGAAUUGACUGGGAAUUUGGUACAACCCAAAGCCAUCAGUUGCAGGCCUACCAUGAAUAUUUUUCUUAUAUGUAGAGCUAUAAAAAUGAUAGAGUAGACCCAAGUAGAAAGCAAACCACAUAAAGACUUCUAUAGUAUAUGCUGCUUAUAUACCUAUAUAUGCAUUUACACAGAGACAUGUUUAUAUAUAGUAUAUAGACAGGCAUAUAGAGCUUUCUUCAGAGGCUUGGACUUUUCUAUCACCUUGAGGUAUAAACCAGGAUUUUUAAUACCCAAGGAGUUCCAUUGAAAGAGCUCAUUCUGUUAAGUUGAAUUUUGACAGAUGUUGAAAUUAUGUUUUUGUUUUUUUUUUAAAUCCCUAUGACCUUAACUCUUCCUUGUCCCAAACUAAAGUUGCCAAAAUGACUGGCUACCUGCCCUUUGCUUCUUUUCUGUCCGGAAACACUUGCUGCGAUGACAUCUUAUUUAGUCUGGUUUCUCCUGCACGAAGUGAUUACGCCAAGUACAGUCUGAAUUAGACAUGCAAUUCUAAACCAGAUAGUAUUACGGACUCUUUAAUACAGACGUACGCUACUAGGUCAGAAUCUGGAUUUGAAGGGGGAUAAAGCAAUAUUGACCCUCAAAUCUUCCAAUUCCUUCUUGUGUCCCUGAUUUUCAAAAGAAUAAAAUCUUUAAGGAAAAUGACCUAAUAUUCUCGGCCCCCAAAAUACUAUGUGGUUCUCCCGUUGAGUUGUCAUUGGGAGCUCCAAAUUUUCUUAUUAUGUGAAAUCAAGUAAAUAUGUGGACUAAAGCUCUAGCCUGUAAGGCUUUGUGUUUGUUUGUUUUUUUUUUUUAAACCCCUCUGAACAAACCUUUUGGCUAUAGAAAUAGUUAUGAGGCCACAUACAAAGAAUUAAAGAAUUCCUUCUCACUCUUUGGCAUUUGAGUAAAUCGGACACAAGCAACCAGACUCCCUCGUGUGUGAUUGCUCUAGAAAUGCUUACAUUUUUAUUGAGCCCCACAUUGGCUGUUUCCCUUUCAGCAAAUAGGCAUUUGGUCUGAGAAUAAAUCAGUUGCCCUUAAACUUCCUUGAGCCAUGCAUCUCAGUGAGAAUCUGAUGAAAUCUCUGGGCCCUCUCCCCAGAAGAAAAUGUAUAUACAUGCAGCAUUGCAAUGUAACUUGAAAGGAGGAUCCAUGAACCCCUGGUUCCAGUUGCUUGAUAAUGAGGAAGAGGAACCAUGUUUGUUCAUAAUCGAUACGAAGUCCAAAUAGGCACUUUACAUUUGAGACCAUUUCUCUGUGAUUCUCAGGAAGGCCAAGUCUCAGCACCAGAGUUGGAACCAAGAUUUUGUUCUUUUCGUCCCUUAGAUUAUAUUUUGCUAUUUUGAUAUACUUGUAUCCUAAUGUUUGAUGAUUUAAGAAGCCAGAGGCUCUCUGAGUGAGUCUGUAGAGGAAUCCAGGAAGGAGGCAAAACCAUUAUUCUUUGACCACAGAGCAGGACAUCAUGGUACCUCUAGGGCCCCAUUCUGGAAAGCGAGGGAAAGAAAUUAUGUGCACAAGUGUUUCCAUUCAUCAUGAUUUCUGGAGAGAGCAGAACAGGACUGGGGAAAUGCAGUCCUUGCCAGUCCAGACCUCGUGACUGCCUGGUCCUUUUGUCGUACAGGAAAACGAAGCUCUUACCUCUUUGUGAUGUGUGCAAAAUAUAUAAGCCAAAUUUAAAUUACUUUAAAUGUAAACCGUGCAAUUCUCAUGAGCCAUUUCUUUCCUGUGCACAUACAUGUGUAUUCUGUCUCAAUCCAUUUCUUCCCAUUUCUGGGUUCUCCGCGCCCCGACAUGGCAUUGACUCCAUGGUCUUGUGCAGUCAAGCUCGUGUUCAGCUCAUUUAUUCCAUCCCGUCCCUGAUCAAGGGGACGUUAAUUACCUGUCUCUAUGAGUUAAGCAGCUCAUGGGCAGCACAUUAUUGAGGAACAUAAAUAAAGUCAGAGAGAGCUCACAGCAGUAAUAGCUUUGGUUUCAUCAUCUGCUUCUGAGGUGCCAAUUUUUACAUGUACUAUACGUCAUGAUUUGUUCUAAGUCACUUGUUCCUUUUGAAAAAAAAAGAAAGAAAGAAAAGGGUGUUUUAUGAAAAUGGCCAUGGAAAUUCCCUGAUUGACCCAUACUUACAGUUAGAAACUUCCUCCUUGACGGAUUUGAAUGAGGGGCUGGAAAACUUGGGCACAGUUGCCAUGGCUAGUUCAUACAUUUCUGCAAGCCAGAGGUGUAUUAGCAGGCAGAACACAGCACUUUACCAGAACUGGCUUUCCUUUUAAGUCUAAACUUCCAGGUCUAGGAUAUAUAUUUAGCACUUUGAAAGUUCUCCUUAAAAAAAUACAUAUACACACACACAUACACACACACACACAUAUGUAUGUAUGUAUAUGUGUGUGUGUGUGUGUGUAUACACACACAUAUAUAUGUGAAUAUAUAUAUAUGAAUAAUCCAGUGGGAAAAAGGUACUUGUAAAAACACACAGUGUGUUUCUUCUGAAUGUUUCAAAUGUAUUCUCAAAGAUGGUUUCUAUAGAUAAUAUUAUGGUAGAUAACUGGAUAGUACAUUCAUUCGACUUUCUGAGGCUCUGCAGUCUAAUCUUCCUGAAUGUUUGGCUGUGUGACUUCUGUCUUGGCAAUCAAUAUUAUCCAGUCAUCCAUCAUGCGCCAUCUAUAGACUGUGCCAUCCAAAGUGUCGAGCCAUGCUGUAUUAUAAAACACACAUACACAUAUAUGUAACCCGUGUUUCACCCGGCAUAGUUGUAGCAUGUGGUUGUAUUAAUGAACGUCACUGGCCAGUCUGUGACAUUCAGUAAAGAAGCACAUGUCGCAAGGAUUAAGUAUGUGCCCAAUUCCACGUUAUUCAGCAUCCCCGCAAAAUGAGCACUUUGGUUCCCGAUCUGCUUUUUGGUUUUCGCAGUCCUCUAACCCUCAAGGAACUACUUGCCUGGGCCGAGGUCCGUCCUCUAACCAGCCCCGCGAACCGUGGUAGGCAAGUUGGGUUUUGCAAAAUGCGAACUGGCCUGUGAUGCGAAAGACUCUGUGACAAAUGAACUUAAGAUAAUAUUUUCAACUCCAGUGUGGAAUUAGCUGUUUGUUUACAUCUGCUAACCCCCUGCAGAAGCAGUGUACAGUAUUUUAUAAAUAUGUUCAUUUAGUAACACUGAUACGUUUGUUUCUAGAUGAAGUGAUGCUAGUGUGUAGGUAGUUAUAUAUGUUCUCAAUAUUGCAUCUGACUCAUUAUUCUUUAAUGAUAGCGAUGUAACUUAAAUGAAGUAAUCCCUCUCCAAAUCCAGUCUUAAUUUUGUGGCAACAAAAUGCAUGCUCUGCUUUAUGCGUUUCUUUUGACUUUUUAAAGACACUUAAUAUUUGACUAUUGCCUGCUGUAACACUUAACCCAGCUAGGAAUUCGCUCACAUUGUUGGGCUUCUUAUACUGUUUGGGGAUUAUGUUUGAUUUUUAAAAAUUAAAAACAAAAAAGUAACCAAGGGUUUUUUUUUUAAUCUUAUUUUAAGCUCCGAACAAAUAAUAUGAAAUAAGGUAUUAACCACAGGGUGCGUAGCUAGAGGACCCAGAGAUGGCUGGCCGACACUGUGCAGGUGUUGGCGCAUCUGUGAUGUAGGAAAGACACAUUUCUGAUCCUUUAGGGCCACUGGGUGCAAAUCGCGAAACCAGAGCGGAAAGUGAGAAGUCCCUUCGGACAGUACAGAAAGCCACAGAGCAUUAUGAAUGAGUGGCCCAAUGACGCCCGUGACCUCCCUCCUACCUGGUGGCUUUUCUACCUUGUGUGCGAGCCUGGUCCAGAGGCGAGCGAGGGGUGGGUGACUGGGGGUCUGAUCCAGAACCGGGUGACUGAAGAAGGUUGCCCUUUAAAGAAAUCACCAUGUCAUUAUCAGAAGCCUCUCUUUUCCAAAUGGAAAGGAGCCACUUUGCACAGUCUUAUAAAUGACUGCCCUUCCAACAGGGAGAGAAAACUUCUCCCAGCCUCUGCUGGCCUAAACUUUCUCUUCCCUUUCCAUGUCAGACGUUCUCUUUCCCCAUACCAGAGUCAACCAAAGCAGGGCUUGGUUCUGAUUUAAGGAAAACAAGAUUUUUUUUUUUUCUUUUCUUUUUUAAUCCACUCACAAAAGCCAUUUUGUUACCUUUUCUCUGAUGAGUUCCUUGCGCUGGUCGCUAUGACGUCAAGACGUGACGAUCUCUAUAUGUCUGUCUGAGAAAGGGUCUCGGUGGCCACGUAAUCCACCUGGCAAUAAGAGUGAGGUGAAUUUUCCCUUCCCUAAGUUCCCUUGUCUGCCAGCCCCCUUAAGCCUCCAGCCCCUUGCCUGUCUGCAUAGCGUUUAUGUGCUGGAAAGUGAAAAGGGCACACAUGGCCACAGGUCGGUGGGCUCUCUGCAGAGCUUCGGUACCAACCUUGACCCAGGCCUUCCUCCGGGAUGGGCAGGCUGCCCGGAGCAUUGGGCCGCAGAAGUAAGUUCACCUUGGCCCCCAGAUGUGCAGCUUUCUUCACCCCCCUAACUUUCUUCUUUUCUCUUGGCCCAGCACAACAGGCUUUUUGCCAAACCCACAGACCCUUGGUCCUAUGACCUCAGCACCCCGUGGAGCCUGGCACAGUAAGCUGAAACACGGGCUCCUUGGAACAGGUCAUGCUUUCAGACUUUGUCCACCCCUCAUCUUUCCACUAACCGAGGCUCUCCCCACCCACCCCGCAUUCUACCCCCUAUCCUGAACUCAGCCAGUGUUUGUGUUGGCCCCGUCCAAUUCUAUGCCUAUCUGAACCCCAAAAGAACCCCUCACGUCUUUACCCCCAUUCCCCACAUGUCAUCAGAACCAGCCGUCUGCAUCUAGAUGGUGGGGCUGCAAGCCGAAGGACAGGCAGGGCCUGACGCCAGGACACAAAUGUUCCCGUUGGACUCAAGAAAGACAACAGGAAGAAGCAGGGUUUGUGGGGCACGAGGGAACACACGUCCUAUGACAAAAACAUUCACAUUCCAAUUUGUAAACACUCUGCUAGCCAAACAAACAUGUCUGCCAGCAGCAUUCAGUCCCAGUGGCAAUAGUUUGGGACCUCUGACUUAGGGCCAGCUGGGAUCAUGUUCUUGAUCCUGACUUAGUGUAUACAAGAAAUACACCGAGAACUGAGGUGGGGGUGGAGAGGAACUCACCCUAUUCAGGGUUAUUCCUUUUCUCCUGAAUGAGAGAUGCAUGUGUAUUUGCUAGCUGCAUCUUUCUGGACCCAAAGGCAGGAUCUUUGUGAGGGGGAUUCAGAAGAAGAGUACCGUACAUAGCAUCGUAUCAAGGCUUAUCUGCUUUUUGUCACUAGAGCAUCUAACUUGAGUUUAUAUUGCUGUUCCUGCUGUGCAAAACAGUAUACAUGGUAUACUGUACUCAUAGUCAUUUCAUAACCUAGAACUUAGACUCUCAUUUGUAAGCAUUCUAACCAUAGUUUAUAAUGGGGGAAAUUAUUCAGAUAUCAUUUUUAAAUGAAUUCCUAUAAAUAUAACAAUUUUGAAAUUGGGUUUGUUAAAUAUAUAUACAUCUUUUCCUUCUUUGUGUAUGGAUAGACCGCGGUUGGCAUAUCUAUCGACAUUAUAAAUAUAUAUAAAUCCUUAGAGGAAUUGUUCUUUUUUUAAAGGUCUAUUAUUGGAUUCACAAUGCACUUUGAGCUUGUUUGUUUAGAUAUAUAAUUCGAAGCAGAAGUUGGCAGAUACCCUGGGAAAAACUUUCUGAAAUUUCUGUAACAAAUGUUUUGCAAUAAAAAAAAAAAAAAACCUCGGUAGUU
Mustela erminea (ermine) is the source of this 14709-nucleotide messenger RNA. RefSeq names its product transient receptor potential cation channel subfamily M member 3 (gene TRPM3). Lineage: Eukaryota; Metazoa; Chordata; Mammalia; Carnivora; Mustelidae. The transcript is spliced from 27 exons. Gene Ontology annotation, cellular component: membrane. Gene Ontology annotation, biological process: protein tetramerization; monoatomic cation transmembrane transport. Bases 2396 to 7672 code for a protein of 1758 amino acids. The record is from RefSeq and is a predicted model, not a curated record. Gene Ontology annotation, molecular function: monoatomic cation channel activity.